Messenger RNA from Hipposideros armiger (great roundleaf bat), 4293 nucleotides. RefSeq names its product DNA methyltransferase 3 beta (gene DNMT3B). Bases 295 to 2868 code for a protein of 857 amino acids. The transcript has 23 exons. The record is from RefSeq and is a predicted model, not a curated record. Gene Ontology annotation, cellular component: nucleus. NCBI's taxonomy places the organism in Eukaryota, Metazoa, Chordata, Mammalia, Chiroptera, Hipposideridae. Gene Ontology annotation, biological process: negative regulation of transcription by RNA polymerase II. Gene Ontology annotation, molecular function: DNA binding; DNA (cytosine-5-)-methyltransferase activity, acting on CpG substrates.
CUCGCGCCGAUUCCUCGCAGCAGCUGCACCCGGGUCUCGCGGCCGCAACCCGCGUGGACGCUCCAAACGCCCCGGACCGACGCCACCGGCCCACUGGCAGGCCGACGAGCGGGCGGCCGCGCCCGGCCGGCAGCGCUGGGGUUAAGCGGCCCAAGUAAACGUAGCUCGGCGAUCGGCGCCGGAGAUUCGCGAGCGGAGCGCCCUGCACGGCCGCCCGCCGGCCUCCCGCCAGCCUGCCCGGACCCGCGGCUUGACCGCGGAGCCGCUCCCGAGCCAGGCUCUCGGCAGGGAACAAUGAAGGGCGACACCAGACAACUCAACAGAGAGGAGGAUGCCAGCGGGAGGGAAGACUCCAUCAUCACCAAUGGCGGCUGCAGUGACCGGUCUUCUGACUCCAAGGAUGCGCCCUCGCCCCCGAUCCUGGAGGCUAUCAGCACCCCCGAGAUCAGAGGCCGCAGAUCAAGCUCACGACUGUCCAAGAGGGAGGUCUCCAGCCUGCUAAGUUAUACUCAGGAUCUGACGGGCGAUGGAGAUGGUGAAGGGGAAGAUGGAGAUCGCGCUGACACUCCAGUGAUGCCAAAACUCUUCCGUGAAACCAGGACUCGGUCUGAAAGCCCAGCUGUCCGAACCCGAAAUAACAACAGUGCCUCCAGCCGGGAGAGGCACAGACCCUUCCUACGUUCCAUCCGAGGCCGGCAGGUCCGCAAUCACGUGGAUGAGUCCCCUGUGGAGUUCUCAGUUACCAGGUCCCUGAGGCGGCGGGCGACAUCGUCGGCAGGCACAACACCGUGGCCAUCUCCUGGCAGCCCCUACCUCACCAUCGACCUCACAGAUGACGUGGUUCCCCAGAGCAGCAGUACCCCUUACAACCACUUGGCUGAGGACAGCCAUCAGGAGAGCUUGGAUUCCCCACAGGUGGACACAGAGGGCAGAGAUGCAGAUGGCACCGAGUAUCAGGAUGGGAAGGAGUUUGGAAUAGGGGACCUCGUGUGGGGAAAGAUCAAGGGCUUCUCCUGGUGGCCUGCCAUGGUGGUGUCUUGGAAGGCUACCUCCAAGCGCCAGGCCAUGUCCGGCAUGCGGUGGGUCCAGUGGUUUGGUGACGGCAAGUUCUCCGAGGUCUCUGCCGAUAAGCUGGUGGCCCUGGGACUAUUUAGCCAGCACUUUAACCUGGCGACUUUCAAUAAGCUGGUCUCUUACAGGAAGGCCAUGUACCACGCUCUGGAGAGAGCCAGGGUGCGGGCUGGCAAGACCUUCCCCAGCAGCCCCGGAGACUCAUUGGAGGACCAGCUGAAGCCCAUGUUGGAGUGGGCCCAUGGGGGCUUCAAGCCUACUGGGAUUGAGGGCCUCAAACCCAACAACAAGCAACCAGUGGUUAAUAAGUCGAAGUUGCGUCGUGCAGGCAGUAGGAACUUAGAAUCAAGGAAAUACGAGAGUAAGACUCGAAGACGCACAGCUGAUGACUCGACCACCUCCGCUGACUACUGCCCCCCACCCAAGCGCCUCAAGACAAAUUGCUAUAACAACGGCAAAGACCGAGGAGAGGAGGACCAGAGUCGAGAGCAAAUGGCUUUGGAUGUUACCAACAACAAGAGUACUCUGGAAGACAGCUGUUUGUCCUGUGGUAGGAAAAACACUGUGUCCUUCCACCCUCUCUUUGAGGGUGGGCUCUGCCAGACGUGCCGGGACCGGUUCCUCGAGCUGUUCUACAUGUAUGACGAUGACGGCUAUCAGUCCUACUGCACCGUGUGCUGUGAGGGCCGUGAGCUGCUGCUGUGCAGCAACACAAGCUGCUGCCGGUGCUUCUGUGUGGAGUGUCUGGAGGUGCUGGUGGGCACGGGCACAGCAGCAGAUGCCAAGCUGCAGGAGCCCUGGAGCUGCUACAUGUGUCUCCCGCAGCGCUGUCACGGCGUCCUGCGGCGCCGGAAGGACUGGAAUGUCCGCCUGCAGGCUUUCUUCACCAGCGACACGGGGCUUGAAUACGAAGCCCCCAAGUUAUACCCUGCGAUUCCUGCAGCCCGAAGGCGACCUAUUCGAGUCUUGUCCCUGUUUGAUGGAAUUGCCACAGGGUACUUGGUUCUCAAAGAAUUGGGCAUUAAGGUGGAGAAGUAUGUCGCCUCCGAAGUAUGCGAAGAGUCCAUCGCAGUUGGAACUGUUAAGCACGAGGGCAAUAUCAAAUAUGUGAAUGAUGUGAGGAACAUAACCAAGAAAAAUAUUGAAGAAUGGGGCCCCUUUGACUUAGUGAUUGGUGGAAGCCCGUGCAAUGAUCUCUCAAAUGUGAACCCUGCUAGGAAAGGCCUGUAUGAGGGCACAGGCCGGCUCUUCUUCGAGUUUUACCACCUGCUGAAUUACUCACGCCCCAAAGAAGGUGACGACCGGCCCUUCUUCUGGAUGUUUGAGAAUGUGGUAGCCAUGAAGGUUGGUGACAAGAGGGACAUCUCUCGGUUCCUGGAGUGCAAUCCAGUGAUGAUUGAUGCCAUCAAAGUGUCUGCUGCUCAUAGGGCCCGAUACUUCUGGGGCAACCUGCCCGGGAUGAACAGGCCCGUGAUAGCAUCAAAGAAUGAUAAACUCGAGCUGCAGGACUGCUUGGAGUUCAAUAGGACAGCAAAGUUAAAGAAAGUACAGACAAUAACCACCAAGUCGAACUCGAUCAGACAGGGGAAAAACCAACUUUUCCCUGUUGUCAUGAAUGGCAAAGAAGAUGUUUUGUGGUGCACUGAGCUAGAAAGGAUCUUUGGCUUUCCUGUACACUACACAGAUGUGUCCAACAUGGGCCGCGGUGCCCGCCAGAAGCUGCUCGGGAGGUCCUGGAGCGUGCCUGUCAUCCGACAUCUCUUCGCUCCUCUGAAGGACUACUUUGCCUGUGAAUAGUCCCCCAGGCACGCUGGGGCACUGGGGUGUGUGGGGUGGAGCCGGGACCCAGGAGGUGCAUCCCAGGUUCUGUCCUCCCCUCAGCUCAGCUGUGUGGGGUCACACCACGUACCUCAGCGGGAGCAGAGCAGCCUGACCCGCUCCUGACAGGGGGAGCCCGAGGUGCCGCCUCCUUGUGCACAAUUCAACCUGGCCAUUCGGAGUGGCCAAACACGGUGCUCAUUUUGUCUUCUCUUAACACUUUAAAACUUGAAGUAGAUAGUAAAUGGCUUUUUUUUUUUCCCUCCUGGGUUUACAGCUCAGAAACAAUGGCUAAGAUACCAAAACCACAGUGCCGACAGCUCUCCAGUACUCAGGUUAAUGCUGAAAAAUCACCCAAGACAGUUAUUGCAAGACUUUAAUUUUUUUAAACAUCUGCGGCUCCUUGUUUCCAGGAGUGCGCAGUGGUAGACAGGUAGCUAAGGGAUAUUUUAAGGGCCCAAGGAUGCUUUUUUUCUUAGGGCUAGCAGAAGAGGAAAUGAUGUCUAUGUCUUGAAUUUUACCCAGCACAGUCUCCUAGUCUCAAUAUAAAGGGCUGGGAUCCGCCGAUGGACUGUUGAGUAUUUCCUACACCGAUGAUGAUUUCAGCAGGGAUGACAUCAUCAUCACAUUCAGGGCUAUCUUUUCCCACAAACCUAAGGGCAGGGCUACCCUUAAGCUAAGUCCCUCCCAGUGACUUGCAAUAGAACCCUCCGGGGAAGCUCAGGAAGGGGUGGGCUUGGUUAUCAGCUGCCAUAUAUUAUGAAGGCAGGUAUGGCUUCUCACGAACGCCCUCUUCCCCAUGUGAGAGGAGUGAGGGGGAGGCUUAGGUAAGACCACCCCCACCCCCAAAUGCACCCUCUAGACUUCCGCAGGCACAGAUCCCCAGAUAAGAAGUAGGACACCCUAAUUCUUCAGCCUUUUCUCUAAACUCGGAAGCAGUGACAGCCAGGGGCAGAAGCACAUUCCUCACACUUGCCCCUCAUCUAAGAGAUUGUAGGGGGAAAACUACAAUAAAAACUCGACCCUCCAGAGAUUUCAAAGUCCUUUUUUUCCCCACAAUAAAUCACUUUGAUAAGUCGUUUUUAGGGAUAACGGAGGUUAGACAACCUGCAUUUCAGAAAUGCUGUCGUAUUGGUUUUUAACACCUUUUACUCUUACUGGUGCUAUUUUGUAGGAUAAGAAACAACAUUGACAGGUUUUAUGGGAAUUUUUUUAUACACUUUUAAAAAUCUCAGACUUCUAUUUUUAUGUUUUACCAUUUUCAUAAAAAAAUUUCUUGUGACCAGAGCCACGUAACAAGUAUGGGGAGGGGGGGAAAUCGUGCCUUGUUUCAACAGUUUUGCUAAUUUUUAGGCUGAAAGAUGACGGAUGCCUAGAGUUUACCUUAUGUUGAAUUAAAAUCAG